AUGAAGGACAGCUCUGUCUUAAACUUACCCUCUUAUUCAUCUCAUCCUUAGGAAAAUCAAAAUGGCUAAUAAAAUGAAAUUAGUGAGACCAAUAGCAGUCAAAGAACAAACAACCGAAGUGAAAUGGGUUUUAGUUAAUAAGAAGGAAGCAAGAAUACAGAAGGCACAAAAAAGAAAAUCAACAAAGAAUAAGGUUAAAAUGGGAUAAAAAAUUAAGGCCAUUGGACUAAUCAGGAACAUCAAAUAUACGUGGAGUUCUUGGAGUAGCAUCAUUGCACAUCGAUGCAGAGUCAAUAAAAUAGAAAGAAUAACAAAAUCUUCAAACUUAUGUCACAAACAAUAGGAACUAGAUCUCCAUCCUAGUGCAGAUCGCACCACCAGAAAUUCAACCCUUAUACAGCAGCAGGGUAAAAAAGGAACAAGAGAAAUCGCAGGAGAUUAAGCAAUUAAAAUGUAGAAGGGGAGAACUUCCAUAAUAUGACAACAAAACCCAUGAUAUAAUUUAAUACUCCAACGGUGAAACCCAUUUUAGAUCAAUGUUAUGAUGAGUGCGAUGGUUACAUCUCAAACUAUGAGGAUUCACGUCCUUAGUUACAAAAUUAUUGUGGCAACUCCAACUUCGAUUACAAAUACGGGAAUAGAUGGGAUUGUGAUUCAGAUCUUUAUUGACUGGAGUUAUCAUAUUCGAUUUGUUUAUAAAAUUAUAAUAAAAAAA
Paramecium tetraurelia is the source of this 715-nucleotide messenger RNA. RefSeq lists its product as uncharacterized. The transcript is spliced from 4 exons. Lineage: Eukaryota; Ciliophora; Oligohymenophorea; Peniculida; Parameciidae. The record is from RefSeq and is a predicted model, not a curated record.